ACUGACCAGACAGAAUCACACAUCAAGGAGCCUCUCCAAAGCAUCACCAGGACCAAGAAGCCCAUCUAGAGCAUCUCCACUGCCAGAUCCAAGGAGCCAUCCAGAGUCUCUCCUCUCCACACACUGAAGAUGGAGCAUAGCACCUCUCUCACCCUCCUCCUCCUCCUCCUCCUGGACCUCUCUCAGGCCAACCCUCUCGUGGAGGAUGGAAGUGGACCGGAGAUCCUAAUAGACAACCCUGAGGCUGUAGACUUCACUGAGAGAAUUCUGACCACUAAUAACGGCUCCAGUCAGUUUCUGCUGGAGGGAGACCUGCUGGCACCAACAACCAGAAAUGCCAUGAUUUGCUUUAGUUCAGGGUGCUUCUGGAGCAAAGGCCCUAACGGAAAGGUUGAAGUGCCUUACACAGUGAGCAGUAGCUUCACUUCCUCCGACAAGCAGAUCAUUGAGAACGCCCUCCAGGCCUUCCCUUCCAAGACCUGCAUUCGCUUCGUGCCUCGUCGGAAUCAGGUUGACUUCAUCAGCUAUGAGCCCAGAGACGGGUGCUGGUCCUCUCUUGGGAGAGUGGGAGGCCAACAGGUGGUCUCUCUCCAAAGGGACGGCUGCGUUUACUUCGGCAUCGUUCAGCACGAGACUCUCCACGCUCUGGGUUUCCAGCACGAACAAACCAGGAGCGACCGUGACCAGUACGUCAAGAUCAGCUGGAGUAACAUCGACGCUAACAGUGCCUACAACUUCGAUAAAUCAAACACCAACAACCUCAACACUCCCUAUGACUACAGCUCUGUCAUGCACUAUGGAAAAACAGCCUUCUCUAUCAAUGGAAUGGACACCAUCACCCCCAUCCCCAACCCCAACGUGUCCAUCGGCCAGAGACAGGGGUUGUCCACCACUGACAUCCUGAGGAUCAACCGACUCUACAAAUGCUAAUAGGAAGACAUCAAGUCACAGGAGAAAAGCCUGGAAAAGACCAGAUGAAGGAAGUCAAGUCUGACAUACAAAAUGUUAUCUUAUUGAUUUAAAUCAUUGUUUAGUUGUAACUUUAAAAAUAUAAUUACUGUAGUUGUGUAGUUUUCUCAAAUUAUUUUAAUCACAUGAGUUAGUUAAUUAUCUAAAAUAAACAAGAUUGAAAGCAAA
This is a messenger RNA of Coregonus clupeaformis (lake whitefish), 1137 nucleotides long. RefSeq names its product hatching enzyme 1.2-like. Gene Ontology annotation, biological process: proteolysis. The record is from RefSeq and is a predicted model, not a curated record. The transcript is spliced from 2 exons. Gene Ontology annotation, molecular function: zinc ion binding; metalloendopeptidase activity. NCBI's taxonomy places the organism in Eukaryota, Metazoa, Chordata, Actinopteri, Salmoniformes, Salmonidae. The coding region runs from base 130 to 930 and encodes 266 amino acids.